UAGUCAGUCAAAGAUGCCGCUGCUUAUUGGUAGCUAGCUAACGUUAGCUACAGCUAACUUAUUAGCUUAUUGAUAGCUAUCGUUAGCUGCGCUAGUUGCCUUGAGUUUUUAUAUUAGCAGUUUGUAGCUAGUUAGCCACUGGCAUAGUUAGUUGAGUGGCCAGAAUUGGCCACAGGAGUGAGUUGGCCAACAAUUAGUUUCCAUUAAUUUAAGUUUGCCUUUAGUCUGGUGUUUUAUUUGGCACUACCUGGCUAGUCUGGCUACAAUGCCAGUUGGACGUUCGUGAAAUAAGGUUAUUGGUGCAAGCUAGCUGGUGCAAGUUGGCUAUGUCACCAGGUGAAAUAUUUGAAUGAGCUGUAGUCUAACGGUCGCUUUAGUUGUCAGGUCCAAGGUGUAUCGGUAGACUAGUUUACAGGCGGUGUGUCCGCUUGUGAAGUUCUCUUGAUAUUAGCUUAGGCUGAGUAUAAGUGCUAGCUAGCUUUCAUUAAUUAACGAAAUUACCAAUGGCUUUUUUAUUUGUUAGACGCUAUGCUACGUGUGUUAAUUUGACUAGUGAUGGGAAUGGACCUUCUUGAUUAAGCUGUCUGGAUCGGUAUCGGAAACAUAGCUAGCUAGCUGCCGUCCGUACGUUACGAGAUGUAGGAGUGUCGUCGGCUAUUCUAGUUCAUUCACCAAGCUACUGUAGCUAGCCGCUAGCCAGUUACCUGCUAGCCAACGUUAAGCCGUCACAGUUAUCCUGAUUCAGAGAACAGUCUCGCUUUUUUUGCCGGAAUUUAGAAAGUUCCAGAACUGCGCGUUGAUCUGUCAAGAUAACUGUGCAGCAAACUAUUUCAAAUUUCCCCGACUAUUUACUCCGCGACUCGGGUAAAAAAAAAAAAAAUUAAUAGCCUGACAUUGUAGUGGUUAGAGCUAGUUAGCGGCAAAGUCUCAACGCUUGUUAACAUUUGUUAACAUUGGCUAACACGUUAGUUUUUUAGGUUAGCUAGCUAGUCUUUCAGUUGCCAGUUUUAUUUGUAACAUGUUUUUGUUGCCUAUUUAACUUCCAAUAUUGUAAGCGCUGACUAGAUCAUGUUGAGUUACGUUAGUAUAAUGGGUAAAAAGGAGCGGUUAAAGGCCUCUCAUAGAAACCAUUAUCUACCAGGCAAUGCAUGAGCUACGAAACGCUUUCAUAUCUUGUUUUUUUAACAACAUAUGUAUGUGCAUUGAAAUAUCGUUUGUUUUUAGUUAUUGUUUGAUUUUUUUGAGAAAACUACGUUAACUGUCGGUGACAGCUUGGCGAGCGAGCUAGCUGGCUUCACCCAAGACGACGAAAUGUCAUGAAAAUUAUUUGUGAAUGUUAGUAGGUAUAACAUUAGGUUGUUAAUAUAUCAUUAGCUGGUAUCUACUAAAACAUUGUCGUGCAUCACAGGACCUAGCUCCCUGUAGUCUGUACAUUAAAAAACUUUGACGAGGUUAUGUAAUUCCAUUGCAUGUGAUAAGCAACGCACCGUAAACAAAAGUAGCCCAUCAAAAAAGUUGACAGGCAGUUUAGAGUCCGCUACGCUUUUUUAGGGGUGGGGGGGUAAACUAAUAUUCUAAUGUCUAGCCUAUGCGUGUAAGUAAAUGUGGGUAUUUUAAAGUGACUGGUCACUCCUGGUGCUUUCGGUACAGCGUAGCCUCCAGUGUACAUUGGCUGGCUCGCAUUCCGUCGCCCGACUCGGCUACCUUUCUGUACCCGCGCCAAAGAGUUGGGUUUCAGUCCGCUAUCGGUGCCUGAACAGGCGGCGCUGUAUGACAGCAACGACGGUCCGUUUGAAUUCAUCCCGAAGCACAUUAAAUGCGUCGGAGAACGUGUAAUUUGAUAAAUAUUCAUAGGUUGGUCCGGAGCGUGUUCUCUUGAAGCAUGUAUGUGGCGCAUCAAGCUGAUUACCUGGCAAAUCAGCAGGCUACAGCAUGCACCUCCCUAGGACAUGGAGUUCGAGACCAGGCGUUCAUCGUUUGCCCCGCCGGGCCUGUCCCUCACGUGCAGAUGAUGAUCAGGCUGCUUUAAUGAAGAGCCCUGUUCUUUAGUGUCUCCUGCUGCCCCGUGUCUCCCUGGUUGUUGCCGUUUUUGGAUUUGCGCUGAUUUCUCGUUGUUUUGAGUGAAUGCCUCUAGAUGCACACUGAGCUUUGUGCUGCAUUGUGUUCCAACUGACUCUCAGGUGUGUGUGUUCCAACUGAUUCUCCAGGAAGCUGCAGCUGCUCGGCUGUGCCGCGGCUGUGAGCGGGGCUGCGGGAUCAUGGGCGAGAAUGGCCCCCACAGGGAGGCCAUGUACUUCGAGGUGGAGGUGGACGCCCUGACGCAGCACGACGACGACGACGACAAGAUGGCCGACUUCGACAAGGAGGACGACGACGGCGACCUGCUGCCCUCCACGUCCACCUCCGCGUCGGGCCGCGUGUACGACCGCACCACCGUGCUCAUCGAGCAGGACCCCGUCGGCCUGGACGAGGAUGAGGAGGACGACGAAGAGGAGGAGGGCGGGCACUGCGGGCACGGGGGCGGCGGUAUGAGCUUCCUGGCGGAGGGCUCGGAGGGAGGCCUGACCUUCAUGGUGGACCCUGACGGCAUGUCACAGGGUUAUGUGCAUCACACCAUCUCGCCCGACCAGAUUCAGUUCAUCAUCAAUCCCGGCUCCACCCCUAUGCCACGGAACAUAGAGGGCGCCACCCUCACCCUGCACUCGGAGUGCCCGGAGACCAAGCAGAGAGAGGUGAAGAGGUACCAGUGCAUGUUUGAGGGCUGCACGCGCACCUACAGCACGGCGGGGAACCUGCGGACGCACCAGAAGACGCACCGCGGGGAGUACACCUUCGUGUGCAACCAGCAGGGCUGCGGGAAGGCCUUCCUCACCUCCUACAGCCUGAAGAUCCACGUGCGCGUGCACACCAAGGAGAAGCCCUUCGAGUGCGACGUGCAGGGCUGCGAGAAGGCCUUCAACACACUGUACAGACUCAAAGCACACCAGAGGAUCCACACGGGGAAGACGUUUAACUGUGAAUCGGAAGGAUGCACUAAGUACUUUACCACGCUCAGCGACCUGAGGAAGCACGUGCGCACGCACACGGGGGAGAAGCCCUUCCGCUGCGACCAUGACGGCUGUGGUAAGGCGUUUGCUGCCAGCCACCACCUGAAGACGCACGUGCGGACGCACACAGGAGAGAAGCCUUUCGUCUGUUCCAGUGAUGGCUGUGAGAAGACAUUCAGCUCCCAGUACAGCCUCAAGAGUCACAUCAAGGGUCACGACAAGGGUGUGCCCCUCAACCACUCCUCUCUGUCCGAAGAUGCAAAUCACUCUCUAUGCCUGAGUGACCUGAGUCUCAUCUCCACAGACUCAGAGCUGCGCGAGAACAUUCAGAACUCUCAAGGCCUGGACCUGAACAAUGUUACUCCUGUGCGGAUAUUCGAGCUGAUGUUCCAGAGCCCGGAAAACAGCGUCAGUCAAGAUGAGGCUCCGCCUUCAGACGGGCUGGUGGAGCCGUUCACCUUGGAUAACCCCGCCCCUCCUGCCGUGUCGGACGCCAGCUCCCUCCUCUCCCUCCCCCUGCCGUUCUCCUCCUCAUCCUCCCUGACCACGCCCGCCCCAGAGACCCCCGCUCAGCCUGCGCAAGGCCCCGCCCUCGGCCCCGCCCCCUUCGUCGCCACGCCCAGCUCCCACACGCCGGAAGUGCCUGCCCCGCCCCCUGCUCAGCACUACCUGGCCCUGCAACCGACCUUCCUGCCGCAGGACCCCGCCCCCGGCCCCGCCCAGGCCGCGCCCCCCGCCGUCGCCACGGCGACCACCACCGUCGCCACGGAGACGCCGCCGGCGCCCCCGCUCCCCGCGGCGGCCGCCACAGUGCACACCGUGCCUUUAACCGCCAGCGCCGGCCUGACGGCCAGCCCCACCAUCACCAUCGCCCCCCCCCAGGGGCUGCUGCCGCCCAGCAUCGUCAUGUCCGACCAGAACCUGCAGUGGAUCAUCAACAGCAGCACCGGCAGCACGCAGAACCCCGAGCAGCCGCAGGGUACAAAGGUAGAGAAGGUGUUCUUCACCACUGCCAUUCCUGUGGCUGGAAGUGCAGGUAACUCGGUGCAGCAGAUCGGGCUCAGCGUGCCCGUCAUCAUCAUCAAACAGGAGGAGUCCUGCCAGUGCCAGUGCUCCUGUAGGGACUCCAAAGAGAAGGGCAAGAGCUCUGCUCCCCCAGACCCGCCCACGGACCCGCCCCCUGCCCCUGCCCCUGCCCCUGCCCCCGCCCCCACCACCGACACAGCUCUGCCCCAGCCAGUCCCCGCCUCGCCCUCCAAAAAAGAUGAGGCCCCGCCCCCCAGCCAUGGCCCCACCCCCACAGCCCAGACUUUCCCCUCGGAGGGCCUUUUAGCCCCGCCCCCUGAGCCCCAGGGCAACGCCCUCGUCAACAUGGACAUGUCGGAUUUCCUGUCGCUCCACAGCCCGGAGACGCCCGGCAACAUCGAGGCGCUGCUGCUCGUCCCCGAGGACUUCCCCAUCGGCGGGGGGGGCGGGGGGGGCCGGGGGGGCGAUGGCUCUGCCCCUGGGGCCAGUUUUGCAAAAUAACUGCCUCCUCCCCUCCCCUCUUCUCCCCAGGGGUGCUGAGUUCUACGCGUCGCCCAGACGGACGCAAACUCUGCCACCGUUACGUCUGCUGCGAGGGAAGCCUCCUCACUGGAGGCUCCCCACCAACACCGCUUCUCAUUGGUCCGUUUACUUUUGUUUUUAUGUUUUGUGUGUUUAUUUUGUUGUUGUUUUUUUGCCAGCAGUA
Anguilla rostrata (American eel) is the source of this 4779-nucleotide messenger RNA. RefSeq names its product metal-regulatory transcription factor 1 (gene mtf1). NCBI's taxonomy places the organism in Eukaryota, Metazoa, Chordata, Actinopteri, Anguilliformes, Anguillidae. Gene Ontology annotation, biological process: regulation of transcription by RNA polymerase II. The record is from RefSeq and is a predicted model, not a curated record. The coding region runs from base 2259 to 4574 and encodes 771 amino acids. The transcript has 11 exons. Gene Ontology annotation, molecular function: RNA polymerase II cis-regulatory region sequence-specific DNA binding; DNA-binding transcription factor activity, RNA polymerase II-specific.